AUGGCGUUAAAUCAAGAAGAAAAUUUGUUUUCUGAAGAAAAGUUUGGGGAUGGGUGUUCAAUUGAGGAAUAUCGAAAAGGUAAAAAUCUGGGUGUUGAGUUUAAACCCGAGAAGUCGUGUGAAGAUAUUUGUGAUAUCUUGCCUAACGAUCCGUUUGGUAUGGGGGUUACUCUAGGUUUACCUAAUGAUCCAUUUGGUAUGGAUUUCAAUAUUGGCGCCACUGUCUUGGCAAUAACGGGUUGGAUUGAGGAUGUCGAGAAGGAUUUUGGGAGAAAGAAUUCUGGGUUUGAGAGUGGUGAAGCUUCUGAGGAUAAAAAGGACGAUAAUAAAUUAUUUUCCGAACUGAAUUUUAUUUUGAGCAGCUCCAUGAAGUUUGAAUUAGAAGUAGGAGAUGAAAAGGGGGUUGAUGAAAAGUCAGUUGAUUCAGAUAUGGAUUUGGAUCAUGAUUUGUACGAACACCAUUAUCUGUUGGAAGGUAACAUAGAGGAGUUGAUAUGUUUUGGAUGUGAAAAAUAUUCAUUAUCGAGCGCUGAGAAGAAAGGAAACAAACUUGUCACAAAUUAUAAUGAUGGCAAUGAAGGUGCUCCGCCAGAUGCUUUGUUCUUUGCUCUUGGUUAUCUCGGUGUGAGGGACCUACUUUCUGUUGAAAGGGUUUGCAAAUCUCUGCGGGAUGCUGUUCAGAAUGAUCCCCUUUUGUGGAGAGAUAUUCGCAUAGAUUACCCAUUGAAUGUCAAGAUUACUGAUGAUGCUCUUGUGGGGUUAACAGACAGGGCUCAAGGUAGUCUUCGCAGCCUCAACCUUGUCGGCUGCUUUAAGAUCAAGGAUUCUGGUCUGAAAAGGGUGCUUGAAAAACAUCCGAGGUUGACCAAGUUAAGUGUACCGGGAUGCAUUGGACUCAGCAUUGAAGGUGUUUUGUCCAACUUAAAGUUCUUCAAGUCUUCUGGCAAAACUGGUAUCGAGAUUCUGAGAAUCGGCGAAAUUUGCAGUGUAAAGGAUGAUCAAUUAAAAGAUUUGAGGCUUUUAUUGGGUGCAGACAAAGACAAACAGCGCACCGCCCACAAACCACAUUUUUAUCGUUAUGGGCAGUUGUACCUAUCUUUGGAAGAUGAAUGUGCAAUUGAUGUAGAAGCGUGUCCGAGAUGCCAGCAAGUGAGACUGGUCUAUGACUGUCCAGCCAAGAGUUGCCAACAAAGGCCGCACACCUCACAAUCAUGCAGAGGUUGCACUUUUUGCAUUCCGCGUUGCAUAAAUUGUGGGUGCUGUCUAAAUGAUACUGAUUACGAGGAGACAUUCUAUCUGGACUUGAUUUGUCUGAAUUGCUGGAUGGAUAUCUUGAAUUGUCAGGAUAGAGCCAUGCUUUCACCAAAACUCCCUUAUAUUCAUCAGCAGGCAAGUUACAGCUUUUUCAUCUACGACUGA
This is a messenger RNA of Fraxinus pennsylvanica, 1419 nucleotides long. NCBI's taxonomy places the organism in Eukaryota, Viridiplantae, Streptophyta, Magnoliopsida, Lamiales, Oleaceae. The record is from the annotation of a GenBank genome assembly.